This is a messenger RNA of Rhodotorula graminis WP1, 1916 nucleotides long. RefSeq lists its product as uncharacterized. The coding region runs from base 113 to 1468 and encodes 451 amino acids. The transcript has 11 exons. Gene Ontology annotation, biological process: vesicle-mediated transport; small GTPase-mediated signal transduction; protein transport. Lineage: Eukaryota; Fungi; Basidiomycota; Microbotryomycetes; Sporidiobolales; Sporidiobolaceae. Gene Ontology annotation, molecular function: Rab GDP-dissociation inhibitor activity. The record is from RefSeq and is a predicted model, not a curated record. Gene Ontology annotation, cellular component: cytoplasm.
CUCCCGCCCUCGCUGCUCACGCGCGACAUCCGCACUACACGCUCAAGACACCCUCCCCCGCCGCGACCACCCUCCCGACCUCCCUCAACCUCGACCUCAUCUCGCUCGAGCCAUGGACGAGCACUACGACUUUAUCAUCCUCGGCACCGGCCUGACGGAAUGUGUCCUCUCGGGACUCCUGUCGGUCGAGGGCAAGAAGGUUCUGCACAUGGACCGCAACGACUACUACGGCGCCGAGGCGGCUAGCCUCAACUUGACCCAGCUCUACAAGAAGUUCCGUGGCACCGAGCCGCCUGCCGACCUCGGCCGCGACCGCGACUACGCCGUCGACCUCAUCCCCAAGUUCAUGAUGGCCAACGGCGAGAUGACCAAGAUGCUCGUCCACACCGACGUGACGCGCUACCUCGAGUUCAAGCAGAUCGCCGGGUCGUACGUCCUGCGCGACAACCGCAUCGCCAAGGUGCCGUCGACCGAGCGUGAGGCCGUCACGAGCUCGUUGAUGGGCCUCUUCGAGAAGCGCCGCGCGCGCAACUUCUUCCUGUGGGUCCAGGGCUACAAGGAGGACGAGCCGUCGACGCACCAGGGCCUCAACCUCGACAAGAGUACGAUGAAGGACGUCUACUACAAGUUUGGCCUCGAGGCCGGUACGCAGGACUUUGUCGGCCACGCCAUGGCGCUCUACCUCGACGACGACUACCUGAACCAGCCUGCGCGCGAGACGUACGAGCGCAUCAUCCUGUACACGUCGUCAAUGGCGCGGUACGGCAAGUCGCCUUACCUGUACCCGCUGUACGGCCUCGGCGAGCUCCCGCAGGGCUUUGCGCGCCUGUCGGCCAUCUACGGCGGCACGUACAUGCUCGACAAGCCGGUCGACAAGAUCGAGUACGACGAGCGCGGCAAGUUUGUCGGCGUCACGUCGGGCGGCGAGACGGUCAAGGCCGACAAGGUGAUUGGCGACCCGAGCUACUUUGUCGACGCGUCGGGCAAGGGCGGCGCCGACAAGGAGGACAAGGUGUUCCUCGAGGGCCACGUCGUGCGCGCCAUCUGCAUCCUGCGGCACCCGAUCCCCAACACGGACGACCUCGACUCGGUCCAGCUCAUCAUCCCGCAGAAGCAGGUCGGCCGCAAGCACGACAUCUACGUCGCCGAGGUGUCGGCGACCCACAACGUGUGCGCCAAGGACGUCUACAUCGCCAUCGUGUCGACCGUCGUCGAGACGGGCAACCCCGAGGCUGAACUCGAGCCGGGCCUCAAGCUCCUCGGGCCCAUCCACGACAAGUUCAUCUCGAUCGCGCCCGUCUACUCGCCAGCUUCGUCCGGGUCGCACGACGGCGUGUUUGUCACGCGGUCGUACGACGCGACGAGCCACUUCGAGACCAUGGUCGACGACAUCAAGGACGUGUGGCGCCGGGCCGUCGGCGGCGAGCUCGAGCUCAAGAAGCGCGACGACGCGCUCCAGGCCGAGUGAGCGCCCGCACGCUCUCGGUCGACGGACUCGGGCUUGCGCUCUCUCUUCCUCGGCGAACUGCGCCUGUCUCACUCCCUUUCGUCAUCCCUCCAUAGUUCUCUCGUUCCGCCUCGUUGAGCCAUUCUCCACACCGCCCCGGUCAGCGCCCGGCCUCGUCUCGAUGUAAUUCUAGAGUCAUUCUGUCUGCAUUCGCCUUCCUCGCGCACCAUCUCUCACUGCGGCACAGGAGAGCUGUCUCUCGGGCUAGCAGCUGGCUCCUUCGGCUCUCGAAUUUCGCGACCGAGAGAGAGGCUCGCCGGACUGCUUGAGCUGCCAGCUGCUGUACCGCAGUCUCGAUGCGCAUGCAAGGUCUAGUGCUACAAGUACAUUCCGCCACCUCGUCGGCGCGCUCCGUCUCGCUCCUCAGACUUUGCGGACAGGCUCGUCGAUCGGGACCUCCUGCGCCGGG